AUGUCUAAACAGUUUGUUCGUUCUGCAAAGAACAUGAUGAAAGGUUACUCAACCACUCAAGUCCUUGUCAGAGACGCUACAUCCAAUGAUUCCAGUAACCCUAGUUUUGAAAUCCUUUAUGAAAUUAGUAAAAGAUCCUUUGAUUCAGUGGAUUUCUUCGAAAUUAUGGAUAUGCUUGACAAAAGAUUGAAUGACAAGGGUAAAUAUUGGAAACAUAUCGCUAAAUCAUUGACUGUAUUGGAUUAUUUAGUUAGAUUUGGUUCAGAAAAUUGUGUUCUUUGGUGUAAACAAAAUUUGUACAUUAUUAAAACUUUAAAGGAGUUUAAAUUAGAAGAUGAUAACGUGGAUGAAAGUUCCAUUAUUAGAGUUAAAGCAAAGGAAUUGACGGCGUUAUUGCAAGAUGACGAAAGAUUGAAAGAGGAAAGAAGUAUUAAUUUGAAAAAUAACAGAAGAAGUGAAAGAAAAAAUAGAAGUAGAAGAGGUACUAAUGCCACAAGGAGAGGUACAAAAUCAGAUGAAGAUUUACAAAAAGCUUUAGAGGAAAGUAGAAUAACUGCUGAAGAAGAUGAACGUCGUAGAAGAGAAUUGGCUCAAUAUGAUAAUCAAGAUACUGAUUAUCAAACUGCUUUACAAUUAAGUAAAGAAGAAGAAGAAUUGAAAAAAUUACAAGAAUUACAAAGAUUACAACAAUUACAACAGCAACAACAACAACAAAUGCAAUUUCAACAACAACCACAACAACAAGAACAAGUAUAUUAUGAUAUCUUUGGUAAUCCAAUUUCUCCUGAAGAAUAUUUACAAUUUCAACAACAACAACAAGCUUUUGCUCAACAACAAGCUUUACAACAACAGCAUUUGGAACAACAAAGAUUAGCUGAAGAACAAUAUAGACUCUUGCAACAGCAACAGCAACAGCAACAGCAACAAGCUUAUACUCAACAACAACAAUCCUUGCAACCUUUACCAACGGGCUCCAAUAAUCCAUUUGCAUUAAAUGCCACAAUCAACACUUCACCAAUACGUCCAGCGGAACAACAACCACAACCACAAUUCACGGCACCUCAACAGCAACAACAACCACUACAACAACCAUUAAAGCAAACGAGAACAGGGAACCAAUCUAUUUCAGACAAAUACAAUGAAUUAAACAACUUAUUAGCCUCAGGGACAGGAAUCGAUACAUUCGGUAACACAGGUGAUCAACGUAUCCCAGCACAACAUACUCAAACUGGUACAUUCAUUAAUUCUCAAGGAACAGGAUAUAAACAAAUUGUUAAUGAUCCUGUCAAGAAGAAUCCAUUCUUGAAUAAUCAAUAUACAGGCUUACCAAGUUCAAAUAUUGUCCCAUCUCAUACUGGCUACGGAUUCGGUAAUGGUCCUCAACAAGGGCAAGGACAAGCACCACCGCCACAACAACAACAACAACAAUCCCAACAAAGUUUUAGUUUGAUCGAUUUGUAA
Molecule: messenger RNA, 1461 nt
Organism: Naumovozyma dairenensis CBS 421
Lineage: Eukaryota; Fungi; Ascomycota; Saccharomycetes; Saccharomycetales; Saccharomycetaceae
Gene: ENT2
Product: epsin
Exons: 1
Coding region: 1-1461 (486 amino acids)
Biological process (GO): endocytosis; actin filament organization
Cellular component (GO): endosome; clathrin vesicle coat; plasma membrane
Molecular function (GO): phospholipid binding; clathrin binding
Source: RefSeq, a predicted model, not a curated record